CGUUUGUGUAGGGACAAAACAGCUCUGCGGCGACAUUGAAACCGUCGUGGCAGGACAACAGGAGCGCAUAUGCGAGAUGUGUCUUUUGGACGUGGAUGAGUACAAGCACACGGACACCCCCGAGCCGAGGGGGGAGAUUCUUCUGCGGGGCCCGUUCCUCUUCAAGGGCUACUACAUGCAGGAAAAACUCACGCGAGAGGCUCUUGACGAGGAUGGCUGGUUUCACACGGGUGAUGUUGGCAGCAUCACAACACAUGGACGCUUGCGUAUUAUUGGCCGUGUGAAGGCAUUGGCGAAGAAUGUGCUGGGAGAGUACAUUGCAUUGGAGGCACUGGAGUCCAUGUAUGCACACAACGCACUCUGCAUGCCUAAUGGUGUGUGUGUGCUUGUCCAUCCUGCCCGUUCGUACAUUUGCGCGCUGGUGCUGACAGAUGAGACAAAGGCUAUGAUGUUUGCGAAGGAGCACGGCAUUGAGGGCAGCUAUCCGGAUAUCUUGCGUGACCCGGCGUUCCAGCGCAAGGCCACGGAGUCCAUGCAGGCAACGGCACGAAAGGCAGACCGGCAGAAAUUUGAGUGUGUGCGGCAUGUGCGUGUCGUUGGUGAUGAGUGGACGCCUGAGAAUGAGAUACUCACGGCGGCUGGCAAACUGAAGCGCCGCGAAAUUGACAAGCGGUACGCCGACGUCAUUCAGCUACUGUUUGUGGAGGAGUGUUAG
Molecule: messenger RNA, 715 nt
Organism: Trypanosoma cruzi
Lineage: Eukaryota; Euglenozoa; Kinetoplastea; Trypanosomatida; Trypanosomatidae
Product: fatty acyl CoA synthetase 2, putative
Exons: 1
Cellular component (GO): endoplasmic reticulum; membrane
Molecular function (GO): long-chain fatty acid-CoA ligase activity
Source: RefSeq, a predicted model, not a curated record